Messenger RNA from Leptonychotes weddellii (Weddell seal), 909 nucleotides. The record is from RefSeq and is a predicted model, not a curated record. NCBI's taxonomy places the organism in Eukaryota, Metazoa, Chordata, Mammalia, Carnivora, Phocidae.
GCUCUGCGCGCUCCUUCCCGCUGCCUUCCAGGCCGCUCUCUGCCUUUUCCUCUCAAACUUCUUCCAGCCUGGUCCGGGAUACCAGACUCGAGGACACCCAGGGACCGCCCUUCCGCAGACCUCCAGGAGAGGGAUAGAAGAACCCGCCGAAGCGGCUCGGCGAGUACGGGCUCUCGCGCAUGCUCCCUGACUGGACGAGAGUCACGCUGGAGCCCGCAAGAGUGGGAAUCCACUUCUCCACAUUUUGCAGGUGACCUGGAAAAGUCGGUACCAAAACACUAGGUCCUCAAAGGAGGAAGGGGUCGGACGGUUACUGAGAGCUGACCGGAGGAGGCUGCUCGCAAAACCCGAAAACCUCUUCCGGAUUAGCCAACCUCGACAUGCGCAGAAGCCUCUCCCGCGGCAGCGGCGGCGGCGGCUGUGGCUCCAGAGCCGGAAGGUAAACGACUUCAGCUGCCCGCGGCCUGACGCCUCCUGGGUCAUGUCGGCCCAGGGUGACUGCGAGUUCCUGGUGCAGCGAGCCCGGGAGCUGGUGCAGCAGGACCUGUGGGCAGCCAAGGCUUGGCUGAUCACAGCCCGCAGCCUCUACCCCGCCGACUUUAACAUCCAGUAUGAGAUGUACACCAUUGAGCGGAAUGCCGAGAGGACCGCCACCGCUGGGAGACUGCUGUACGACAUAUCAGCCGGUGGUGUGGAGAGAAAUCAGCAUUAUUACAUCAGCAUUAAGGAACGAUUCACAGGAUAAACAAACCCAAUUUUUAAGAAGUUUAUUUGAAACUCUCCCUGGUCGGGUCCAGUGCGAAAUGUUACUAAAGGUUACGGAACAAUGCUUCAACACGUUGGAACGAUCAGAAAUGUUGCUUCUACUUUUGAGACGCUUCCCUGAAACAGUGGUGCAGCAUGGGGUAU